CCGGCACCGGGACACCCGGCGACAACCGGGACAGCGCCAUGGGGCCGCAGGGCCGCCAGCACCCCUGGCUGCACCCCUGGGGGCUGCUGCACCCCUGGGUGCUGCUGCUGCUGCUGCCGCUGCCCCUGCGAGCCGCGGCCGCCGCUCGCCCCAACUUCGUGCUGGUGCUGGCGGACGAUCUGGGCUACGGGGACCUGGGUAGCUACGGGCACCCUUCGUCCGCCACACCGAACCUGGACUGGCUGGCGGCCCGCGGGCUGCGCUUCACCGAUUUCUACAGCGGCGCCGCCGUCUGCAGCCCGUCCCGGGCCGCGCUGCUGACCGGCCGCCUCCCGGUGCGCUCCGGGAUUUAUCCCGGGGUGUUCGAUCCGGGCUCCCGGGGGGGGCUCCCCCUGGCCGAGGUCACCGUGGCCGAGGUGCUGAAGGCUCAGGGCUACGCCACGGCCAUGGUUGGCAAGUGGCACCUGGGUUAUGGCAUCAACGGCUCCUUCCUGCCCGUGCACCAGGGCUUCGAUCACUUCCUGGGGGUGCCCUACUCCCAUGACCAGGGUCCGUGCCAGAACCUGACCUGCUUCCCUCCGGACACCAAAUGUUUCGGGACGUGCGACCAGGGCGUGGUGCCGCUGCCGCUGCUCUGGAACCUCAGCAUCAUCCAGCAGCCCGUCUCCUUCCCCGAGCUCGUGCCCCUCUACAACAAAUUCUCCCGGGAUUUCAUCGCCGACUGCGCCCGCCACCGCCGGCCCUUCCUGCUCUACUACGCUUCCCAUCACACGCACUACCCGCAGUUUUCCAGCCGGGAAUUCGCGGGGCGGACGCGGCGCGGGCCCUUCGGGGACGCGCUGGCCGAGUUCGAUGACUCCGUGGGGCAGCUGCUGCAGGCGCUGCGGGACAACGGCCUGGAGAGCUCCACGCUGCUGUUCUUCACCUCCGACAACGGCCCCUCCACGCUGCGCAUGGCCCGCGGGGGCAGCGCCGGCCACCUCAGGUGUGGCAAGGGCACGACCUACGAGGGUGGCAUGAGGGAGCCGGCCAUGGCCUACUGGCCGGGCAGGAUCGCGCCAGGUGUGACCCACGAGCUGGCGAGUGCCCUGGACGUGCUGCCCACCCUGAGCGCCCUGGCUGGCGCUGCCCUGCCCAAGGUGGCCCUGGACGGAUUCGACCUGAGCCCGCUGCUCUUCGGGGAGGGGAAGAGCCCCCGCCAGGCCGUGUUCUUCUACCCUCCAUCCCCGGACCCCCUGCACGGCCCCUUCGCCGUCCGCCUGGGCAAGUACAAGGCUCAUUUCUUCACCCAAG
Messenger RNA from Pseudopodoces humilis (Tibetan ground-tit), 1293 nucleotides. Lineage: Eukaryota; Metazoa; Chordata; Aves; Passeriformes; Paridae. The record is from RefSeq and is a predicted model, not a curated record.